GUAUAAGUGUAGGAGGCGCAGUUGUUAGCACUACAAGUCAGUCAAGGAAGUGUAAGAGGUAUUAAAAUUGUCGGCUGUCAUCAUGAUAGAUCGAUCUAUGGAACAUCGUCGGCGGGUCAGUUUCAUUGCCAUGCCAUCAUGCAGUGGAGAUUGCAGAUUACCAUCAGCAUUCUGCCCAUGAAAAGCGCCAGAUGAAGAGACCGAUCUUAUGGCCUAGCUACUCUGUUAGUAGGGAGGGAUGUACGAGGGAUGAGCUUUCAAGGUUGUUCUUCUCGGCAGUGCGCGGCUAUGGAGGGUCCAAGGGGUAUGGAGGGUCCAAGGGGUAUGGAGGGUCCAAGGGCUAUGGAGGGUCCAAUGGCUAUGGAGGGUCCAAGGUUGUUGUUCUCGGCAGUGCGCAGCUAUGGAGGGCCGCGAUGAGGUGGUCGCUUGAAGACCCAGGACUUUUCCGCAGGGCGGCUCGAAGUGGCCAAAGCACAGAAGCUGAAGCGAUGAGCAUGGUUGCUGGCUCCGGUAGGGCUGGGCGAGGGAUGAUUGCUGGGCGGACGGAUGGGAUAGGAUGGGGAGGAACAGAUGACAUCAGUGAUAAGGAAAAUGAUUGCGCGUGGAGUAUGCAUCGUGGUAGUUAUGACCAGCAUCGAGGCCAAGUACUUGGUUCAACGGCAGGGCAUAUUCCACGUGCAGAGGAGUGUGGAAAAGCCUCAAGCUGGACUUGCCAAUCCAGCAGAAGUGAUGCCUCUGAGAAGACACUCAGUAAUGAACAGGGAGGGCAAAAGGUCACUUCAUCAUGGGAAACUUUUGAUGGGACUAUGGAGAAAGGGGAAUCGAAGAGGUCUUUAGUGGUGUUGAGACUGACGGAAGGAUUUUCCACCAUCCCUGUCCUUGCGUUCGGCGAUGUCAGAGUUGGGAGCACAAAGGUAGUGACUCUCUGGGUGGAGAAUUGCAGUUCUCUCCCGAAAGAAGUCGUUGAAGACAAGAUUCUAUGUAGCAAGGGAUUCAGGCUGAGCUGCCAGCCUGAUAAUCUAGGCAACUUUGAGAACUCAGAGGAUGGUGCUGAAUUGGAUAAGUAUGCAGGACAGCCGAAACGUAGGCCUUGUUCAUUUGUCGUGCGUCCUCGAAGCGUGACUUGCUUGUGGGUGUCCUGGAAACCGGUGGAGGAAGGAGCAUGCCAGGAAGAGCUGACUUUGAAGUGGGAUCAAAGUCGUAAGCUUUGUGUUGUCCUGCAAGGAACAGGUGUUUCCCUACCCCCCAAGGCGAAGAAGGGUGGAGUACAGAAGCGUUCUCUUCCAGGAAGUCCCCUGCGAGUGCUUUCACCGAACGAUUCCAGGUUUGCUGUGCGCCAGAGAAGCGGAUCUGUCGUGGAACAGUUUCUGUCACUGCUGCGCUCUACGGGGGGUGACGGUGUUAACUGUGUAGCACAGGUUGGAAUGACUGAUGGUCAGGCGAUGGAUACAAAGGAUUAUCUCCAGGGGAACAUGGUAAAGGCAGAAUCUGCUGAUGCCAUCGAUUGCACCCACCGGUCCGACGUUACUGCCGCCGAGGACAGGACAGCAGCGAACAAUGAGGAGCUCUUUACUGUCCGAAAAAAGGGUAUUAGAAAAGAUUCAUUGGCUGGGGGCAAAACAUUUCAAAGCCAGCCUGCUCUUCUUGAGCGGGCUUCUGACUGCAGCGGGAGUUCUGGGACUCCUCUCUUCAUCAAUGCUGAUAAGGAUGGAGGUUGGAAGGGAGAGCACAAACCACUGGGGAGUGGAUUUCAAGGUAGCAUGCCAAUUUCUUCUUGGCAUAAUCUCAACAGUAGCAAGGAGGGAAGUUGGAAGGCAGCAGUGGAAGAACCAAAGGCUGUGCUUCAGAGUUAUCGCACCUGUGAUGACAGUGGUGCACAUGGAGCCCCACAACUUGGGCCAGAUUUGAAGCCCGUGGGAUACAAUUUCACCACGGAGAAAGCUGCUUCUGAGUCGAUGGCACUCGUUGCAGAUGUUAACAAAUGCCAGUAUGCGAAAACCCGUCGGGCCAGGCGGACCUGGCAGCGACCUGCAGUCAUUACUCUUUGUCCACAGGAGUCGGCUCGCCAGUCAAUAAUCUUGUCACCAGUUAAGUCCUAUUCAGAUGACACCAGCUCAAAGAAGUGGCGGUUGAUGGCACUCCAGGAUGAGGAGGCCAGCGAUGGACAGUCGGGUGCGAGAGAUUAUGAGCCCAGCACGCCUGCCGACUUCACUGACCAAAGUUCACCGUCAUGCGGCGGAGGUGCAAUGACUGAAGGUUUGACCAGUAGCCUGUUUCCUAUCCACAUUGGGAGGCAGCCAACUCGUCAGCAUCGACUCAAAACACCUGUCCCAGUCAAAAGCAAGGACAGGGGUGACCAAGGGGCAAAGGCCAAAGCACAGAAGCGGCUGCCUCUGCAGACAUCGAAAAGGAGGGCUUUUGCAGCCAUACCGGCACCCAAGGCCCCGGGUUCGCUGAGGACGUUGAGCAGUGGCACGGCAAUGACACGUGUGACCACGCCAGUGACGCCUGCAUUAAUGGCGAGUCAUGGUGGCAACGCUGCCACUUCCCAAAUGUCUCUGCCCAUGUCAUUGCAAAGGACUUCGCAUCAGCUGGGGCCAGACUUUAGGACCAUCACUCCAGGAUCAACAUUCAUCUCGCUGGCCAGUCAUGAUACACCCUCAAGCAUAGGAAGGCCUGUGACGACACCAACUAGUCGCAGGUUGUCUUUCCGAAAGCCAGGUGCUGUGACGCCUUCCUCGGCUGAUGCCAUGGCCAGAGGGAAGUUGUCUAGACAAAUGACUGGAGGGAAAAGAACCUUCAGCUACUUCCAUACACAAUCGUCGAUGGACAAGCAGGAGAGAGCACUCACGACAUGGAUGAAUUACCUCUUAGACUCAGACGAUUCUUGGUUGCAAGGAAAUGAGGACGUGCUGGGCUGGAGUGAGCAUGACAGCAACCCAACCAACGGACUGGAGCCGGCAGCAAAGAUGAUGAGAAGGGCGUCGAUUGGGUAUUGCCAGAGGAGGGCAAACGGACGUGCAAAAAGACUUCUUGAUACGGGCGGGAAAGCGGCAGCAGCACUAAACCCCAGUAGAGAAUGUGUGCAGAAGAGGGAGCUGGAGUCUGAUUCAGAAUGCAGUCUCCAGAGGGAAUCCCAAGACUGGAAAUGGCAAAUACAUCGGCUGAGAGAUCAUAUUUGGUGGCUUUACUGCAAAGAAGAGACGCUGAUAACAACCAUGCUACGGGUUGAAAAGCAAAUUGAUGAGGGGCGAAUUGUGAUGAGAGAUGGCUGCCCAAUUGUCAAUGACAUUGGUCUGAGGGAGAAGGCAGUUCGCAUUUUGAUGAGCUACAAUCCUAUCUGGCUCCGUCUUGGUGUUGAGGCUGUUCUCGGUGGCCCAAAGUUUCUCGCUGGCCCAAACCGAGGCACUCAGGGUCCAGAGAACGAAGCAACAUCAACUUCGUCAUAUGAUGGGAGUGAUUUCAAUUUCUUGUCGCUUCAACAGUUUGUGGUGAACAAAUUUCUUGGAGACGAGACUUUGACGAAGGACUACUCUGGGAGCAACAACAGAUUCUUGGACACCCUUGUGAAGGAAGAGUAUCACAACGAAUUGGGCCAGAUAAUUCUCAAACGGUUUCUUCUUCUUGUUCUCCUCCUCGAUCGUGCCAAAGUAACAGCGACCACAGUGUCUAUCGAGUCACCAUUGCUGUUCCGGAGAAACGCUGUGGUCAAAUCAAGCAGAGCUGUUGUGAGAGAGUUCCUUUCUGACUGCCUCUUGGGAGAAGGAGACAUUUUGCGGAACCUUGGACGGCUCAAUUACCAUUUAUCUUAUGUCCAGCGGGCACAGUCUCUGAUGAUGGUGAUGGCAGGGAAUGCUGGUCAAAGAAGACGAAGGGCACAUUGGGAAGUAGGAUAUGAAAUGAGUGGGCGGGAGAGAGAAGCAUGCGAGAAUGCCAAGACGGAGGCUGCUGUCAAGAACUUCGAACUAAUUCAUUGCUGUGUUAGGAAGCUCGGGAUUCCGGAGAUUCUCGUCCACUCUGACAUGACAGAGGGGAACAUGGCGUCAAAUGAGAAGAUCGUCAUUGCGUUCACAGCGUUCUUGUGCUCCCGGCUUCUGGAGUUCAAGCAGCAAGUAUCAGCUCCGAUUCUUGAGUUCAAUUUUCACAUAAAGGACUUGGCAGUGGAUUUGCAUAAUGGCAUUUGCGUGGCAAAGGUUUCAGAGAUGCUGAUAGGCAAUUGUGGCCUCCUUGAGAAACUCAGGGUACCGGUGACGUCGAAGAUAGCAAGUAUUUUCAACUGGGAACUAGUCCUUCGAUCCCUGCGGGAUGCAGGUAUGGCAACUGGGGGCAUCAAUCCUGCUGAUUUGGCAGAGUGCAAGAGAGAGAAGACCAUAGAUCUCCUGUGGCGGAUAAUGCUGAAGUGGCAGAUUCCCCAGCUUGUGUGCAAGGAGCGAGUGAUGGAAGAGAUAGCGAAGGUUCGACUUCUUGAGAGACGAAGGCAGCACAGCUUGUCUUCUAAGGAGAGGAGCUUGUCACCACUGAAGCUUUUGGACACAUCUGAUGAAGUAGACUUGCUGCUGAAAUGGGUACAGGUGGUGUGUGGGUCAUUUGGUGUGGUUGUGGGGGAUUUCACGACAUCAUUUGCAGAUGGGCGUGCUCUCUGCUACUUGAUCACAUACUACUUGCCUUCCCUUCUCUCUGAGAAAGAUGUUGUGCAACAACGAUAUCAGCGAGAAUCACAUUCAACCAGCAAAGAGCAGUGCAUGACACUGCUCACUCGAUCACAGACCAAGGCCAUGGACCGGAAGGCAGGAGAAUCCUUCCUGGCCUAUGAGGAACGCCUGGCGGCAUUCAUUCAGGAGGCCAACGAUAGGGCUGCCGCCGUGGCCAAGGAACGUAAUCGGCUUGAACAAGAGGAGGAGGCCAAGCGACAGGAGGAACAGGACCGACUUCGUCAAGAAGAGGCAGACCUGCAGGCGGCAGCCGAACACCGGUCACGCCAGCGGGAACSACUGUUCACGCRGGRGACCGUGAUCGGCGAUGAGGCCGCACAUUGGGUGGAAGUGACAUCUGCAGACGGGGCCCCGGAGAUUGAGAAAGGGCUGUCAGCCCUUGCGCAGGUCUCCGACGACCUCGUGGCCACCUGCGCUCUGCAUCAGGAGGAAAUCCUUCACCUGCAGCAGACAGUGGACCAGAUGCUCGCACGGCUGCAGGCGUUGGAGAAACAGCCAGCUGCUGUAGCAGCCGCAGGGCCUUCCACCCUUACCACCCGUGUGCAAGUUUUGGAGGAUGACGUCAGCAACAUCAAGCGUGUGCAUCAGGACUUCCGGACGUCRCAGCAAGCAACGAACUUGCAGUUGGAGACGCAGAUUGGGCAAGCGGCCUGCAACGCUUUGCUAGAUUGCGGCGCAACUCGCAACUUCAUCAGCCAGCCCUUCAUGACUCGGGCUGGCCUUGGCGCACAAGUACGGAGGAAGUCAGAUCCGACGACGGUCGCUCUUGCCGACGGUAAGAGGAAACAACUUUUAGACCGGUACAUCUCGGCUGUCCCGGUGUACUUUGCACCGCACGCAUGUGAACCCGUCACUUUUGACGUGUUGGACACCGACUUCGAUGUCAUUUUGGGGAUGCCUUGGCUUUCUAGCGCGGACCACACGGUCAAUUUCCAUCGACGCACGCUCACGAUUCGUGAUGCAACUGGCGCCGAGGUCACGUGUACUAUUCCUCCUCGCUCUUCCAUUAGGUGCCCAGUCGUGAGUGCCAAAUCUUUUCGAGACACAUGCCGUUCCGAGCAUGUCGAAGAGAUUGGCAUCGCUUUGCUUCGAACCGUCCCGACGACCGAUUCAUCGUCCACAGAGCUGUCUUUCGACCCCCGCGUGACCCGGUUGUUAGACGAGUUCUCGGAUGUUUUUGAGACACCCUCCGGUAUAGUGCCGGACCGACCAAUCUCUCACGAGAUCAUACUUGAGGCCGGAGCCGUGCCACCGAAAGGAUGCAUUUAUUGCAUGUUCGAGGAGGAGCUCACAGUUCUUCGUGUGCAACUCGGCGAUAUACUCGACAAGGGUUGGAUCCGUCCUAGCAGCUCACCGUACGCACGAUGGCAUGGACUGGCACCCGUCGAGUACUUCAGCAAGAAAGUACCUCCCGUGCAUUCGAUCGACGACGCACGGAAGAAGGAGCUUCUUGCCUUCGCCCACGCCCUCAAGCAUUGGCGGCAUUUCCUCCUUGGUCGGAAAGCAUUCCGAUGGGUAACGGAUAACAAUCCGUUGGUAUUCUACAAGUCGCAAGACACGAUUAACAGUACCAUUGCCCGUUGGAUGGCUUUCAUCGACCAGUUUGACUUUUUCCCUGAUCACAUUCCCGGGAAGUCAAACCGUUUUGCGGACACCCUCUCACGGCGACCGGAUCUUUGCACCGCAAUCUACUCUACCUUCGAGAUCGACGACGACUUGCGGCAGAGCUUCAUCCGCGGCUAUCAAGCCGACCCCCACUUUCGCGACAAGUACGCGAAUUGCUCCUCUCCGAAUCCAGUGCCUUCGCAUUUUCGGAUCCAAGAGGGCUACUUGUGCAUUCACGGGGUAAGGAUUUUCUUUGUGUGCCGAAUGAUUCACACUUGUGCACACGGCUUCUUGGCGAGUUUCACGAUGCGCCCGCCUCCGGACAUUUUGGUGUCAACCAUACACUUGGCCGACUUCGCCAGCGGUUCUAUUGGCCCGACCUUCUCAAGGACGCCACCCGCUAUUGUGAGUCCUGCGAAGUCUGUCGGCGUUGCAAGGCACGCAACCAUCGUCCGUUCGGCGAGCUACACCCAUUACCAGUGCCCCUUGGGCGACGGGAAACAAUUGCUAUGGAUAUCACCGGCCCCUUCCCGAAGCACAAGACCGACGUUGAUGGGAUCCUCACCGGUCACCAAGUACGCCAUGUUUUUGCCUUGCCGCUAUCACGCAAAGGCACCGGAGUUAGCCGAGGUCUUAUACACCAGUUGGAUUCGCUCCAAGGGCUACCCCAAGGAGAUCGUUUGCGACCGGGACACUCACUUUCUCUCCGACUUUUGGGUCGCCCUCGUCAAGCGAUGGGGCUCAUCUUUGAAGCUGAGUUCGGCUCGCCACCCGCAAACCGAUGGUCAAACGGAAAGGGCGCAUCAGACCGCUCAAGUCCUUCUCCGCACUCUCAUCCGUCCCGACCAGGUUGAUUGGGUUGAGUGCUUGCCAGAUGUUAAGUUGGCUUACAACUCAUCGAUCCACCCGGCUAUCGGGAUGUCGCCGUUCGAGUUUGAUCAUGGUUCACCCAUCUCAUCGCCGCUGGACGCUACUUCCCCGCGCACAGCCGAGAGCGACGACCAUCUUGCGUUCCUUCGUCGCAUGCAAGAGCUUCUUGUCAAGGCUCGGGAUCAGAUGUCGAAGACGCAAAUACGGAUGAGCCGUCAAGCCAACCACAAUCGCCUUCCUUGCCCGUUCCGCGCUGGCGAUCUGGUUUGGGUCUCCGCAGCGGAGUUCAGCCUUGAGCAAGACAUCUCUCGCAAGCUCCUUCCCAAGUGGAUGGGGCCUUGGCGCAUUCUCUCUGCAGCUGGUGAUGAUCCCGAGGGGCCCUCAUUCCGCAUCGCGCGUGCUUGGCAGCAAUUCAUGCAGCGAAGUGCUCGGCCGCAAGCGGAGUGGAUGCACCCAGAGUCACAAGGAGGCAGUCCAUGCCCUCUUCCCCAACCAUCCGAUGCAUGGUGGGGUGGUUUUCAUCCCCCAUCUCGAGGAACUAAGACGCCAGCAGCAAAAGCUGCAAGUGUUCUUUACAGGGAAGCAUUGCUCUCAAAACGAGUCUUGGCGUUCGAGCACUCUGUUUGCGAGGGAUCUUCUCAUAUCAUGGAGGGAGCCUCUCAUGAGGACCAUCCAGCCGACGGUUUCUCUCAUGCUGUUGAAGAAUCCUCACAUGAGGAUCAUGCAGCUGAGGGAUUCUCUCAUUUAGUUGAGGAAUCCUCUCAUGAGGAUCAUGCAGUUGAUCAGAGUGGCUCGUGUAUUGAAAAUGAUAGGAUGUUCUCUGCAGCAAUAAUAAUUCAAGCAGUCACCAGAGGGUGGUUGGUGAGAAAGAUGGUGAGGCGGUGGUCAUGUGCAGCUGUUCCUAUUCAAGCAGUCGCCAGAGGGUGGUUGGUGAGGAGGAUUGUGAGGAAGCGGUCAUCCGCAGCUGUUCCUAUUCAAGCAGUUGCCAGAGGGUGGUUGGUGAGAAAGAUGGUGAGGCAGUGGUCAUCUGCAGCUGUUCCUAUUCAAGCAGUCGCCAGAGGGUGGUUGGUUGCAUAUCGCAGGUCCUUUCAGCAUAAAUGCUCUGAUGGUCGAGGUUGGGAAUGCUUUGUCAACAGGGUGAUUCGGAUUCAGUCAUUGGCGAGGGGGUUCAUAGCAAGGUGCAGGUUUCAACGACUUCAAAAGGCAGCCUUGCUUGUACAAAAAUUUGUUCGUGGUGGAAUAAUGCACCGUCGAUAUGAGUCGACCGUGCGGAUGACUCCUAAGGUUCAAGCUCUUUGGAGGGCCCACAGAGAGAGGAGGAGAUACGAUGCCAUAAGAAAGGCUGCGAUUCUCAUUCAAGCUGGCUGGAGGAGGUGCAGGGCACAGCACCAGCUGAGACAUGAGAGGCAAGCAGCUGUGCUUAUUCAAUCAAUGGUUAGGCGGUGGCAAUGUGGUCUGAGGUUUGCAAAAGACAAGGAGUCAGCAGUUAUCGUGCAAUCUGCUUGGAGGGGGUACUGGGAGAGGAAAAGGUACCGCAAUGAUAAGGAGGCAGUGUUAAUCAUACAGAGAUUUGCUCGUGGCCACAUUGUGCACUGCCAGUACCAGAGGAGUUUGCAGAUGAUCACUACGGUUCAAGCUCUCUGGAGGGGCCAUAGAGAGAAGAGGAAUUACAAUGCCAUGAGGAAGGCCACGAUUCUCAUCCAAGCUGCCUGGAGAAGAUGCACCAUGCAGAAGAACCUGAGACAAGAGAGGCAAGCAGCUUUGUGUAUUCAGUCAAUGGUUAGAGGGUGGCAAUGUUGUCAAAGAUUUGCAAGGCUAAAGCAGUCAGCAAUCAUCUUGCAAUCUGCUUGGAGGGGAUAUCGGGAGAGGAAAGAGUAUCUCAAUCUCAUGGGACACAUUAUUCUGGUCCAAUCUGCAGCCAGAGGCCAUAUGGCUAGGGUCCAAUACAGCCAAAUAAGGAGGGCAGCAGUGCUGUUGCAAGCUUCCUGGAAGGGCGUCAGGCAACAGAACAGAUAUCGUCAGACGUUGAAAGCAGUGACAGUGCUUCAAGCAGUAUGGAGAGGCUGUAGAGAGAGGAAGAGAUAUCUGUCUUUGAAAACAGCUGUGACACUUAUACAGGCACGGGUACGAGGACGCAGAGAGAGGACAGAAUAUGAGCUCAGGAAACAUGCUGCAGAGAAAGUUGUGAUUUCAUCGCAAGCCAGGUGUCAAAGGUUGAGGUUGGAAGAGGAAAUGAAAGCUGUGACAUUAUUGCAAGCAUCAUGGAGGGGCUGGAGGGAGAGGAAGAGAUACAUGGCUCUGAAAACUGCUGUGAUUCUUGUACAGGCAUGGGUGAGAGGGCACAUUGAGAGACGAAGGCACAAGCGCAACAAGCAAGAUGUGGUGCAAUCUGCAGAUGGAGCCCAACCUCUGGGCUCAUCACAGUGUGGAAUUCCGUCACAAUGUGUUCCAAGGAGUGGAUGGCAUAGCAGGAGGAGAAAAGGACAAAACCGGAGUACAUUCAGUACUCCAGGAUUUAGAAGAGAGCAGAGAGGGAUGUGGUUGCAGAUGGUUUCACUGAAGAAGGCUGUGAAAACACUGCAAUCAGGUUGCAAGGCUCAAUCAGGAUUUGUUGGGAGCACAGUGCAAGCAGGAUGUGAGGAGGUGCAGGAGAAAAGGGCAACGGGAAAUCAGGCCCUAGAAAGACGAGUUGAGGUGAGGGAUUCACAGGUUGAGAGAGUUGUAUCUGUUAUGCUACAGAGAUAUUGGAUGGGAGGAGUGGGAGAUUCUGAGUCUGCGGUGAUGAGAAGCAAAGGGAUGUUUAUGCCAGAGGUUUUGACUAGCACCGAGAACGAGCGGGAGGUGCAAACGAGGGGAAGGAAUGGCCUGCUGGCAGCGGAAGGGUCUCAGGGAUGUCAUCUGACAAAAGCAAAGGUUGUAGAGCAGAGCAACAGUGAGCUGCCAAGGUUCAGCACUGAGGAAAGGACAGAGGAUGCCAGUGUUUCUGUCAGAGAAACACUGCAAACAACCCCGGACAAAAAUUGUAUGAGAAGGGCGUCCAGGCUGUUAAAGACGGUCAGAGUUGUUGCACAAACUUUGGGCAGGGAAAGGAAGGAGAUGAAGAAGUUGGUUGCCAGGAAGAAAAGCACUACAAAAACGACAAUGUGCCCUAAACGUAGAUCAUGUUCCAUGAGAAGGAAAGACCAGUUGGCACUACAGAGAAGCACUCGGAUCCUCAGCGCUAUUAUGAGUGGAUGGAGCAGGAAGAGAAACCACAUUGAAGGGGAGGCAUCCGGUGUUUCGCUUGCACGGACGAUUCAGCAGUGGCGUGCGGCGUCAAGGAAGGCCAUAUUGCUCAGCAAGAAGAUUGCACUGAUUCAAGCCACGACAUCAAGGAGUGAGGCAAGACGGCCAAGCUAUCACCAGCAGAUGAAAAGAUCAGCGGCUGUGAUUUCACAAGUGGCAUGUCGGGCCCAUACCAUCCAAUCCCAUCUCAUGAAAUCGAUGAUGAGCAUGGAUUCUCGAGAUGGAUGCCAGAGAUGUCACUCUGACAGUGUUGUAGGUGACAAGGGAGUCGAAUGGAUUUCAGCGGCAGAAAGUGAAAGGAUCUCUCAAAAGGUUGUGUUUCACGAAACAGUGCAAACUGAGGCUUGGAGUUUUCAGUCAGAGGGUGAGGGCAAAUCGGAUGAUGCCUUGCCAGUCGUAUCUAAGUGUGAACUCCAAGAGGGGAAGGGGGAGAAGCAGGUUGAACUUCCUUGUUUGGUGGAGAUAACACAUCCCAGAGGAGCGCAUCGUCCACAAGGUCCACACAUGGAAACGGGUGGGGAAAUAACACAGCAGAUGAAUGCAGCUGCUACUCUACUUCAGAGAUGGUGGAGAAGGAGAAGGAUGGAUCAGGGAUUAAGGAUUAUUGAAAAGUGGGUGCCUGUCUGGCGAGCAAGGAGGGGGUUUCAGAGAGCACGGAAGGCCGCUGUUAUUCUGCAAAGAUGGUGGAGAAAAACAGUUGGGAAAUGGGGGGAUAGGGACGAAGCCAAGAAGCGGAGACAAGCUGCUGAAAUUGUACGAAAACAGUUCUUGCGGAUGAGGGAUGCCACAGUUUAUCUUCAGGCACAUUUCAGGGGUCAUCUCGUCCGCCUUAGGAAUGGGAAGAAGAUCCAGAACAUCAGGAUGAGGUUGAUGAUUCUGGCAGGCCAAGUGCAGGAGCCCAUGCGCAUCAGGAACCUUACAAGACAAGCACUCGAGGUGCUGUUGUCAAGUGAGAGUUUACCUCCUAUUACUAGGGCAUGUGAGACAUUAGAUAUGACAACAAGGCAUUCCCGUGAAUGUUGUGAGCAGAUGAUCCUGAGUACCAGAUCGAUCUCAAUUCUACUCAAGUUCGUUCAGUCUUGCAAUCGAUCUGCUCCGCGGCUGCAGCAAGUGAAACAUGCUCUAGGAAUUCUAAGUAAUCUUUGCCGGUAUCCGCACAUGGUUGAAAAGAUCUAUGAGGUGCCCAAAGUUGUCGCGGUCUUGCUUGAGCAAAUUCAGACAUUCAAUGAACACAGCGAUAUCUUUCUGCUAGCUCUCAAGGUCUUCAAGGCCCUGUGUGCAGACUCAAAGCGCUCAGAGGAGAUUGCUGCCAUGACUGGUGUGUGGAAGGGUUUGGCAGGUGUAUCAUCACUCAUCAAGCGUAAAGUUGAUAUGGAGCAGAGAAUUGCAUCUCGACAGCAAAGAAGGGGAACCCAAAGUGCGGACGAGGUAACGAAGAAAGCUGAAGCUUUCAUGACACAGCUAAGUCAACUGAAUGAAGUGAUCACUUUACUGGAGAGAUCUAUGCCUGCACCAACUCGAAAACCUGCCAGGAAGGCAAGUUCCACCAGCUCUUCGAGGCAAAAUGCUGUGCCCGUUUCAUCUCGCGGCUCCAGACAAGCUUUCCAAACCUCAACCGGCUCUUCGGGACAAAGUUUUGGCCGGUUUUCAGCUUGCGGGUCCCGGCAAACCGUUUCGAGUUCCUCGCGCACAUCCAGACAAAGUACUAGUGUACUUCCAGCACGCAGUUCCCGGCAAAGUACUGUGCCAGAUUCCACUGGUGGUUCCAGAAAAAGUUCUGUGCCAGUUGCAGUUUGCAGCUCUGGACCAGGAGCAACAUACAGAAUUUUUGCAGUUCUGGACAAACUGUACCAGGGCGUUGUGAACACAGUCAAACCAUGAUGGCAAUAGGUGUACUACGGGGGCCUCGAGACAAGCUGUGCGGCCAGCAACACAGAGAAUCAGAGGCUGAGAACCAGAUAUGGUAGGUGGUAUCAGUCGUGUUGUAUUUGUAUAAGUUAGUGUGUGAACACAGUCAAACCCGGGUAGCCUCCAAAUGCAUUCUCUUCAUGUUUCCAUUCUGGACGUGCUCUGAUGGCCAUUACUGCAAAGCAGGGCGUUGUGAAGAGUAGGCUGAUUUUGUUUCACUGUCUGACUUUCCAGCUCUAUGACUAUCUGAUUGUCUGACUGUCGGGCUGUCUGACUGUCGGGCUGUCUGACUGUCGGACUGUCGGACUGCCUGACUGCCUGACUGCCUGACUGUCUGACGAAUGACUGUCUGACGUAUGACUGUAUGCACACUGUCAUCCCAACAGCCUCCUUUCUCAAAGCUGAUCUGAAUGGCUUGCAUGGUUGUAUCCAAACGUAUUAGAAAGAAUUAUUUGUAUAGCAAAACUAAUGGAUAUACCUUCUAACCAUGCCGAUAUAGACACUGCAGAGCUGCAAGCCUAAACAUCCUACACAGACUAUUCUAAACAGAAAAUAGCAAUCACAAACGCUUCAUGUAAUAUCUGCAGUGCAUUUAUUAUGCGUGUUUUUUUCUGAAUAAUAUCCUGCCAAUGGGCCAGUGACCUUCAGCGGAUCAACCGGUGGUUUUCUUACUUGUAUUGGGCUCCUUUUUCCCAACUGCUUUUUUAACUUUGAAUUUUCUAGUCGAUGGCUGCACUUGCAGCAUUAUCUAGUUUUUUUUCCCCUUUUCCCUUGCAUCUGUAUCAUCCAGUGUCCAAUGUAUAUCUGUAUGAUGAUUUAUCUAUUUUAAAUCAUUUUGAACACCUCUUCCACCUCUCUCUUCGCUUCUCUGUUUUGUACCUUGUGCCAAUUAUUCACUCGGUAUUGGACUACUGAAGUCCUGCUCUGCCUAACGACCGUCCUCUCUUUGACAAUUGUUCCUUUGGCUGUCACUGCUUUCUUUCAUGGACCCAUCCCAUACUGGCAUAGAAACUAACUCCAAUGAAUGUGGUAAGGAAAAUCUGACCAAAUGCGUACAUGAUAAUCCUAAACUGACCAUCUCCAUUAGAAGUCAGAACGGAAGCCUCAACAGCAAUGUACCUGAUUACGAUUCUAAUGUGCCUCAACAGCAAUCUGCCAAUGUACCACAACCACAUCUCUGCCCCUACACAUUCACUUGGCCACGAUUGCCGUUAGAAUACCUGCGUCACGUCGGUAGUCAGGCUCUGGUCUCCUCUGUUCCUAUAGGCCCUGAAAAGUUGGUGAAGAGUGAAAGUGAAUUAGCAGCCCACGCUCGUGAUGUAUGCAAACAAAUUCAUUAUUUUAAU
Molecule: messenger RNA, 13726 nt
Organism: Chara braunii
Lineage: Eukaryota; Viridiplantae; Streptophyta; Charophyceae; Charales; Characeae
Source: the annotation of a GenBank genome assembly